Molecule: messenger RNA, 1352 nt
Organism: Dendroctonus ponderosae (mountain pine beetle)
Lineage: Eukaryota; Metazoa; Arthropoda; Insecta; Coleoptera; Curculionidae
Gene: WRNexo
Product: Werner Syndrome-like exonuclease
Exons: 7
Coding region: 638-1345 (235 amino acids)
Biological process (GO): nucleobase-containing compound metabolic process
Molecular function (GO): 3'-5' exonuclease activity; nucleic acid binding
Source: RefSeq, a predicted model, not a curated record
AAAUUAAAUAGACCCUUUAUAAACCAUACUGGUAAAAUCAACUAUGUUACAAGUCUUAUAGACUGUGCUAUAGCCUGUGAUGAAUUAUUUUCAAAAGAAGACGAUCUGACCCAACUUUUACUAAGAAAAAACGUAUGGCUUCUGUGCUAUUGAUGGUGAAAGUGAAGAUAUUGAAGAAAUAUCGGGAGAAUAUAGUACGGUGAAUUUGAAUGAAACUGGUUGUGAAUUUUUUCCCAUAUAAGACUUGUGCCUUAAUGAAGCAACCGAGUGCAUCCGCCCGCUUUGGGCAAGUGAGGAAUUUUUUAAUGUCUUGAUUCAAAAAUUCUUAGUUUUUGCGAAAAAAAAUUCUUAUAGUCGGUUUACUGGACGUAUAUAAUUACAACCCGCAAGACAAAAAAGAAGAAAAAUCAGAAUAUGUACUACAAUAUGCAGACGACACUGCACUGAUCGCACAUGAAACACUUACCUAUGUGUGAUAGCACUAUAGACAAACUUUAAGCACUGACAAAUAAAGCAAUGGCAUGGUUCUACAAAUGGAGAGUGACACCAAACUCCACAAUGCAAGCAGACGGUUAAACCAUCGCACACGCAAAGUACUUGAGCAUUGUGAUUGAGUAUCAAAUGAAAUUCUCAAAGCAUGCAGAAAACGAAACCGAAAUCACUGAAGAGCGCAAAACACUCAGUCGCUGACCUACGAAUGCGGAGAGAAAUGGCAAACAAAUGUCUUGACCAAGUCUUUGUCGUAGGAUUCGAUUUGGAGUGGCCUUUCAGUUUCCAAACUGGUCCUGGAAAAACCGCUCUUAUGCAAAUUUGCCCCACCACACAUAUUUGCCAUUUAUUUCACUUUACACAUCUAAAGAAACUACCUAAGGGCUUAUACGAGUUCUUACAACAUCCGAAAGUGAGACUUACAGGAAUAAACAUUAAAAACGAUGUCCGUAAACUAGCAAGAGACUUUGGGGGAUUUGAUGUAAAUAAACUUUUAAACAACUGUAUCGAUUCUGGAGUAAUGGCAAAUGGAAUUCUUCCAGUUACACAGAGAUGGAGCAUGGAGAAACUAGUUGAUUAUGUGUUGAAAAUGAAGGUGAAUAAAGAUAAAAGCGUUAGGAUGAGCAAAUGGCACAUUGUACCCUUAAGCAAGGAACAGAUCCAGUACGCAGCAACAGAUGGAUAUGCAUCGCUGCUAAUUUAUAUAAAAUUAAAAGAAACUGAAAUGGAUACUAGUGAAUUGCAUCUGCCUUUUAAACCGCAAGGUGCAACAUUGUCGAAGACGAUGAGGUACAGUCGACGAUGUCUUCCGUGCCUCGGUGAAAUACGUUCUGUAGAGCAUUUGAUUUGGGGAUAGAGCUAGA